This is a messenger RNA of Penicillium lagena, 585 nucleotides long. RefSeq lists its product as uncharacterized. The transcript has a single exon. The record is from RefSeq and is a predicted model, not a curated record. Bases 1 to 585 code for a protein of 194 amino acids. Lineage: Eukaryota; Fungi; Ascomycota; Eurotiomycetes; Eurotiales; Aspergillaceae.
AUGUUUGAGGAUUCAAUUAUCUUUCCUGCAUUAUUGUUUCACACUGAGCAGGUCAAUAAUGAUCAUACAAUUAGCUACUAUUCCAACGUCAUCAAUGUGCAACGGCGCUUGGCUCCCAUCAUCGUCAUGAAACUACACUACUAUGUCAGGAUCAAGCCCGCCCCAAGAGGCUUGUUACCGACCAAGUCACUGGCCCACCGGUAUUCGGGAAAAGUCGCAAGGGCGACCCAUCCACAUCCACCCCAACGCCCACUGAGACAGCCUCUGGCAAUUGAUCUGUGGGGUGGUCUCCCCUUAGGCGUCAAGGGGCCUGCCUAUUCCUGGGGCGGUGACUGCCGAGGCUUCCGACGCUUCCAGAAGGCAGCAGAGUUAACGGCAUUGUAUGCCACAUUUCUAAAAUCGGAGCCGAUAAUAAUAGUGGCUGUGCUAACCUCCAUCGCGCAUAUUACCACCAAUAGUUUAAUUUCUUUCCCCCAGAACACGGACGAAUGGUCCCAACGUGAGAGACACACAGCUAGACUGUCGGCCGUUGGUGGACCCCGAUGCAAUGACGAUUGGCUUUCCAGGAUUAUGGAGCGGACCUGA